CUAACGUAUCGUGGGGGUUUUGGGCUUCAUUUUAGCAAUGUAAAAAAAGUCUCAUGCAUUCACGACUGUCCCAGCAAGACUGCAAUUUCUCAUUCAAAUAUAUAUAUAUAUAGGCAGUUCGAUUCUAACCUGCAACUGAAAUCUUGGAUCCAUGGAGACGACGACGAUCCAGUUGGUGAUCCUCGCUUCAUUCUUAUUCUCAAUCUUGAUGCUUUUCAAACAAGCUAAAAAAUCACGACCGAAUCUCCCUCCAGGGCCGCCGAAGCUGCCGCUGAUCGGGAAUCUCCACAACCUGAUCGGCGGCGGAAUGCCCCACCAUGCGAUGCAUCAAUUGGCCCUGAAAUAUGGCCCCCUGAUGCACCUGAAGCUCGGCGAGGUUUCCACCGUCGUCGUCUCGUCGCCGGACGCCGCCAGACAAGUCAUGAAAACUCACGACCUGAACUUCGCGUCCCGGCCGCCGCUCCUCGCCGCCGAGAUCCUCAAUUACGGCAAAUCCGGCGUCGUCUUCAGCCCCUACGGCGAAUCCUGGAGGCAUCUGAGGAAGAUCUGCACCCUAGAGCUGCUGAGCAACAAACGCGUCCAAUCAUUCCGGCCGGUCCGACAGAAGGUGCAUUUAGAGCUCGCGAGAAUGAUCGCCGCCGGCGAGGGCACCGCCGUCGACUUAUCGUCGAAGCUUUAUUCUUCCACUUACGACGUCGUUUCGCGGGCGGCGGUCGGGGAAUCGAACAAAUCGAGGAAAGCCAGGUUAAUGGAGAUUAUCAACGAAGCCAGUGAGCUCUCAGCAGGGUUCAAUAUCGCCGAACUGUAUCCCUCCAUUAAAGUCCUCGGGAAGAUCACCGGCCUGGAGAAGAAGCUGCGGAAGCUCCACCGGGAAACCGACGAACUUCUCGAAGGCAUAAUCGGCGACCACAAAGAAGCUCCUGAGGAAGAAGAUGGAAAGAAAGUCGACGAUCUCGUCGACGUUCUUCUGAAAUUACAGGGUGAAGAGCACCAAUCUUCAUUAACCUCCAACAGCAUCAAAUCCGUGAUCUUCGACAUUCUCGGCGCCGGCAGCGAGACAUCCGCAACGACAUUAGAUUGGGCGAUGACGGAGCUGCUGAAAAAUCCACCGGUGAUGGACAGAGCUCAGCGCGAGGUCCGGGCGGUGUUCGACAGGAAAGGACAUGUCGACGAAUCGGACAUCAACGAGCUCAAGUAUUUGAAUUCGGUGAUCAAGGAAACGUUGAGGUUGCACAAUCCAGGGCCAUUGUUGAUCCCAAGAAUGUGCAUCGAGGCCUGCCGGAUCAACGGUUGCGACAUACCGGAAAACACCAGAGUCAUCGUGAAUGCUUGGGCCAUUAACAGGGACCCUAACUACUGGCAAGAUCCCCUGUCCUUUACGCCGGAGAGAUUUCUUGACAGCGCCAUGGAUUACAACGGCAACAGCUUUGAAUUCCUCCCUUUCGGCGCCGGCAGGAGGAUCUGCCCCGGGAUUUCCUUCGGAGUUGCGAAUAUUCAAAACCCGUUGGCCGUGCUGCUCUACCACUUCGACUGGAAAUUACCCGACGGAAUGAAGCCUGAAGACAUCGACAUGUCGGAGAAAUUUGGAGUGACGACGAGGAGAUUAAUAAACUUGCGCGUUGUUCCGGUUAUUACGAGGCCAUUGCCGUAAUCUAUGUUCGUAUCUAUCGAAAACAUCAUGAAUUGAAU
Andrographis paniculata is the source of this 1689-nucleotide messenger RNA. RefSeq names its product salviol synthase-like. Lineage: Eukaryota; Viridiplantae; Streptophyta; Magnoliopsida; Lamiales; Acanthaceae. The transcript has a single exon. Bases 152 to 1651 code for a protein of 499 amino acids. The record is from RefSeq and is a predicted model, not a curated record. Gene Ontology annotation, molecular function: iron ion binding; heme binding; monooxygenase activity.